AGUGAGGAGAAGGGUAUCCCCAGGAAAUAAAUUUUACUUUCUCUUCCCUUUUUGUUUCUCCUCCAUUGUGCAUACAAACAGAGCCUUAGCUUUGCCUAUUAGGCUCGUUUUUCUUCUUCCGCCAUUUCUUCCAACUUGUCUCGUCUUCUGGAAGAAAAGAAGGCCUACAAAGAGUUGGAUGAGAUAAUAGACAGAGAGAGAGAGAUGAUUUUAGCAGCUUUUGAGCUUUUAUUUAGGAAAAAAAAAUUGCUAUUAAGAAAGAGAGAUGGACCAGAUGGAUGUUGGUCAAAGAUUUUAGUCCUGCUGCUGUAGAACACAGACGCAGAGAGAGAGAGCGAGAGAAAGAGAGAGAGAGUGUGUCGUUUUUGUUAGGGCCAUGAAAAAAAUUGCUUCUUUCUUGCUUAGUAUCUUGAUCCAAAGAGAGGUAUAACGGAAUAGAGCAUCAAAAAGAUUUCUGUUUUUUUUUUUGGAUUGUUCGUUUCUUGGGUGUUGGAUAAUCUGUGUAUUGUUGUUUUAGAUUGUAAAAGCUUGUUAUAUAUAGUGACUGAAAACGAUUAAUGGGUAAGAAGAGGCCUCAAAAGACAAAGGAACUCUCUGUAGCAAUAGCAGAAGCUUCAUCCGCAGGAGAUGAAACCCACCACCAGCAGCCUCCUCAGACUCCGAGAAAGAGAGGAAGACCACGAAAAAUCAUUGAAAAGACAGAAAGCGAAGAGAAAAAGGAAGAAAUAGCAGCAACAGGAGGAGCAAAACCACCGGAAGAAGUUAUUGGGAAUCAUUCAAAGAAAGCUAAAAUCAUCCAAGGAGAAGAAAAACAGCAAGAGAUAGAAGCUGAGGGGCCAUCAGCUUCAACUAGAGGGAAAAAGAAAGAAGAGGGACAAUCAGAACAGAGGGGACCACCACCAAGGAGAAGCAGCAGGAGGAAAAGCAAACCCAUGAAGAGCAGUUUUUCAGGAGAAGAGGACUGAUGAAAAAUAAGAAGUAGCUGUGUUAUGCUUCCAGCAACUGGUCUUUAUUACCAAGAUGGUGGAGAUCGAUAAGAUCAAGAAAGUUACUUGCUCAGAAGAAGACCAAAAUGGAUGCCGACCCAUGACCUGUAACGGCACGUGACUUUCACGCCCUCCAAAAUUAUGAACGAGCCAUGGCCCCAGCCGCCUCAGCAAACCAAUUACUGACAUUGAUAGUUGGAACACGGAAGUAUGUUCUGACAUGACAUUGCGUGCUCUUCACGCUCUCAUGCCAACUUGAAACGAACAAGUGAAAGCGCCAAUUAACAAGGUUCGUAGCGGAAGAAAUAGAGUAAUAAAAAAAAAAGGUUAAAAAAGGAAAGACAUCGUGGCGGGUGAACUGAGGACAAACUUCGGAGUUUUUAAUUGGAUGCGGAAGAAAAGAUCGCAGCUGAGUCGUUUGGAUCACGCGCUAAUCCAGGUGGGAUCCAUCCGUAUCUGUAAGAGGGGCCCAGGAAAGAGGUUUUGGUGGUCCAUCGACCAGUCCGCCCAGUAACAACUUCUGGACAAAGCUACUGUUUGAUUGGCUUGUCCUUGUAUGGUGCAGUGGGAGUGUGUUUAAUUUAAAUUUAAUAUUUAUUAGAAAAGUUUAAUUUAAUUUAUUUUUAAUUUA
Messenger RNA from Hevea brasiliensis (rubber tree), 1617 nucleotides. Its product is annotated as DNA-binding protein LIV4. Lineage: Eukaryota; Viridiplantae; Streptophyta; Magnoliopsida; Malpighiales; Euphorbiaceae. The coding region runs from base 558 to 965 and encodes 135 amino acids. The transcript is spliced from 2 exons. The record is from RefSeq and is a predicted model, not a curated record.